Mya arenaria is the source of this 1816-nucleotide messenger RNA. RefSeq lists its product as uncharacterized. Gene Ontology annotation, molecular function: protein binding. Bases 94 to 810 code for a protein of 238 amino acids. Lineage: Eukaryota; Metazoa; Mollusca; Bivalvia; Myida; Myidae. The transcript has 2 exons. The record is from RefSeq and is a predicted model, not a curated record.
UGCACCUUAGGAAAAAAUAUCAGUAUAAAAUAAGUUGCCUUUGAUACUUAUUUACAGAUAUAACCGGCUUUGGGCAGAUAUAAACUACUCAAAAUGAAUGUUCAGCAGAAAUAUUUCGUUCUCUUUUGUACAUUGUCUUUUGCAUUCUGUGAUGAGCCCCGUUUUAAAUCAAGAUUUGAGUACGAUGAACAACUCUUGGAGAAAAUGAUUCGCAUGGAAUUUGAAUACGAACAGUGGGAAAAACGCAUAAAUGAAACUCUAGGGAAAAUGGACAAACAGAGAACUAGCAUUCAGACUGAUUUGGAAGUAUUGCGAAAUGAAAGAGAGGAGUUUAACAAGCACGUUAACGAGACGAUGAAAAACAUGCAGCAACUGUCCAAACCGCAAAACGCAACAGUUUUGUUCCGAGCGUGGGAAGUGGUUGAGUAUACCCUAUCAAAUGGAAACGAUAUAAUUAUCUUCAAUGGAAUGCUCUACAACGUCGGUGGAGGCUACAACUCUACAACUGGAAAAUUUACAGCACCAGUCACGGGUAUCUACUUGUUCAUUGUUAACUUGUGCCCUCCAUCUUCUGGAAGUAUUUUCUACGCAAUUGUGGCCAAGGGAGAUGUGGUGGCAAACGGACAUACGCAUAGUGUUUCAGGAUACCCUUGUGUUUCCGGAGACGCCAUAGUGCAGCUUCACGCCAAUGACGUCGUCUACGUUAAAUCCACGUACAGUGGUAGCAAACUUUUACAAAGAAAUACACUGAAGGAUGAAUUUGACGCAAAAGGAAAUUCCUUUUCAGGCGUCCUUCUUCAUUCAAUCUGAUUAAAAUCUUGCAUUACGCAAGGAGGAGGAUGUACUACAAUCAGAUUGCUAAAAUGCAGUAUUUUGGAAGUCAGCCAUUUGACUUCAUUGAUGAAAUGGCAAUCUGUUUUAUGAUUCCUGGAUCUUUAUGACAUAUGGAACCAUCAGGCAAAAGAAAAGGAGUUACUAUUUUGAAAAAAAUAAUACAUAUUAUUAUACCACACGUGACCUACCCAUGUUAAAAUCUCAUAUACCCAUCGUGGGCAUUUUCGUACUGCCACACACUGACAGUACCGUUUUGACCAGAUGACAUGAUGCUGUCACAUAGCGCACGCGUCUAAAAAUAGACAUUUUUGGUUUCCCAAUUCUGAGGUGGUGAACGCUUAUUAAAAUGUGUUGUAAAUCUGGUGAAAAACUUCAGGUGUUUGCAUUUUUUCUGAACGAGAUUUGCAGCAAAAUGACCAUUCGGAACUCCUCGGCCAUUUUUAUCGAAAACAACCUCUGAUGUAUGCCGGUACAUCAGUUGAAGUAGUUGGUAAAUUUUUGAAUUAUAUCAUUAAAUAAAUGUAGUGUUUUAGAGUUGUAUUUAUUGAUCUAGGUUUAAAUUGAUUUUCAGUGAAGUGUAUUAUUGCAAACAUUAUUACGAUUCCCAAGAGUAAAGUCAUUAAGAUUAACUGCUAAAUAAAAUUACUACGCGAUCUACUUGCAGCGGACUUAAUUGUACCACUUUUUGAGUAUGUAAACCGUCCAAAUGCAUCCGAGGUUGUUUUCGAUAAAAAUGGCCGAGGAGUUCCGAAUGCAAAAUGACACCUAAUGUAAACAAACAAUAAUUACAGAAUAAAUUGAUUAAAUUUGAAAGUUGUGUAAUGGUGUAACAUCUUUAUGUAUGUAUAUAAAUGUAACUGUGUUCGGUAACUGUGCUUCGCCUCGGGUAACAGCAUUUCCCUCAUGUUGACAAUAUGUACUGUCACACUGGAAGCCAUGCAAUAUUUAUAUAAUAUCAUGUAGCAAUCAUUUUUAUAGCUAA